Messenger RNA from Plenodomus lingam JN3, 693 nucleotides. Lineage: Eukaryota; Fungi; Ascomycota; Dothideomycetes; Pleosporales; Leptosphaeriaceae. The record is from RefSeq and is a predicted model, not a curated record.
AUGUGCAGCAAGGCCACGACGACCCCAGAACCAGGAUGCAAGCCAAAGUCCCCUUCAUUGCCGUGUCCAAAUCACUACACCCAUCCUUACCACUUCGACGAGCUCAGACUAGGCGGCGGGUCAAACCAGCAACCGUAUUUCCGCGCUCUCGUCUUCUUCAACAAGAAACCUGAGAUUACGGAUGACUUCUUCCACGAGCAUUGGAAGAGUGUACAUGCGGAUCUGACCAUGCAGGUGCAGGAUAGCGGCGUGUUUUUGACGAGAUACGUGCAAUUCCACCAAGAAGACCAGCACAAGAUUGCCCUGGAACCGCUGCUGGAAGCAAGUAUAGGCAGCAUGCAAAUCGCGCCGUAUGAUGGGUGCGCAGAGUUCCAUGCAGAGAGCGCGGAGCACUUCGUCAGUUUCAUGAAGGGUGUAUAUGCUUCGGCGCAUCUUGUCGAGAAGACAGGAUGUGGCACACGCUUCGUGGACUUGGUCAAAGGGUACCAUGUCAUGGCCGGAUACGACAAUCUGAUCUUCGGCCCAAAGAUUCGUGGCGAGAGUGGGUCAGAUGGCAUUAUGAAGGGGGAUAAGAGAUUGAAUGUGAGCGAGAGGAUUGCAAAGAGGGUUAAGGUUGAGCCGAGGCGGAAGAGGAAGCGUGUUGAGUUUGAUGCUGAUCGGACCGGUAAUGGAGCAGAUGGAGAGGGCGUCUAG